CAAGUUUCCUGCGCAUUACGUUUCGUGCGCGUGUAGCCUUCCUUAACCAAUUCCAAUCCCCAUCCUUUCCCAUACCCACCUAUCCGUCUCUCCGCCGCUUCCUUGGCAACAGCAGAAGCCCUCCUCGACCGACCCAAUCCAGCCAAAUCCGGCAAGUCCCGGCCGAGAUCUGCUCUUAGUCUUCAUCCGAUCCUGUCGCACCCCUACGCAAUCCGACCCAACUCGAAGGGAGCAUGAUGGCCAAGAGCUCGUUCAAGCUGGAGCACCCCCUCGAGAGGAGGCAGGCUGAGGCUAGCCGUAUCAGAGAGAAGUACCCUGAUAGAAUUCCUGUGAUUGUUGAGAAGGCUGAGAGGAGUGAUAUUCCUGACAUCGACAAGAAAAAGUACCUUGUCCCCGCUGAUCUUACUGUCGGACAAUUUGUGUAUGUUGUUCGGAAGCGGAUCAAGCUCAGUGCUGAGAAGGCGAUUUUCAUCUUUGUGAAGGACACUCUUCCGCCAACAGCUGCUCUGAUGUCUGCGAUAUAUGAAGAGAACAAGGACGAGGACGGAUUCCUCUACAUGACUUACAGUGGCGAGAACACCUUUGGCCUGCUCUAGGUGCCACCACAACAAUCGGGUCGAUCCACCAUUGCAUCCCUAGUAAUGCCUCUUGUAAAUAAGACUUGUCAAGCAACUGUGUAUAUUCUGGUUUCCUCAUUGCAAAAGAUUGCACUCUACUACUAAAUACCUAUCAGGUGUCCUUAACAUAUACAUCUUUUAAAUCAAGUAACUGACCGUGAAAACGGCCAGUAUUUUACAGAA
Molecule: messenger RNA, 800 nt
Organism: Phragmites australis (common reed)
Lineage: Eukaryota; Viridiplantae; Streptophyta; Magnoliopsida; Poales; Poaceae
Product: autophagy-related protein 8C-like
Exons: 7
Coding region: 234-596 (120 amino acids)
Biological process (GO): cellular response to nitrogen starvation
Source: RefSeq, a predicted model, not a curated record